AUGCCGUCUCCUUCGCGCCAGCAUCCCAGACGGAAGCGCCGUGAUUAUCACCCCCCUCCACAGUUCUGGGAUAAACUCACUAAGCUGUGGUUGACCAAGAGCGCUUUAAGAGAAAACAACCGACGAAUUCUAUCUCAAUCCUCAAGCCGGACAUUUUUUGCCGAAUCCUACACCUUUGCUCCUGACUUUUUGCGUAGUUGCCCCGCUACUUGUUUACAAGAGAUCAGAAGACUUUCCCGCUGCGGAGGUCCGGAUCUAUCGGAUCUUAGGCAUACUUCGAUUGGAAACACCACAGUCUAUGACCCGCAUUUCGAGAAUCAUCUACUCCAAAAUGGUAUCUAUAUGCCAUUAUUCAGAUAUCCAGAUGGUAGCAGACCACCAAAAGCGAAGAACCUUGCGGAAAUUAGAAGAAGAAUGCAGGCCCCUCGCCCCUCGUCAGCAUUACCCGAAAGCACGACUCUCGAUCAGGAGUACGAGGAUUUCCUCGAGCUCAAUCACGACGCUGCUGACAAGCAGGCUGUCGUCACAGAGGUGUUGGCAGUUCUCGAGGGCAAGCACCGGGCUCGGUCCCAGGUUGCGGGCGGGCACCCAUUCAGGAACAUGGCCCCCUUGACCGACGGCACGCUCGCCAGUGCGAAGCCUGAUCUCUACCACGGCGCACGAUCCAAUCAGCUCGCGCCCGCCAUCCAGGAGCAGCUGCACAAACAGAUUCGCCCGUCAAGCCAGAGCAAUCGUCCAGCCAAGGGCCAUCAUGGAACGCGGCGGACAGCCACGCGCCAGGCCGGAUAUGACGACAAGGCCUACACUAUCAUGUCGACUUAUCGUGCUGGAACACUGAGGAUCUACGCGACGCAUCCGACCAGGUCUCGGAGCCCCGACUGUCUCACUGACUAUGUGAUGACACAGAUCGGGCAUUACUCGCUGAUCGGCAAUCCAACGUCCUAUCGGCAAGGGCGGGACGCUUAUCGAAAUAGCAGAGACCUGGCUGAAGAAUACAGGGACGAGAUCAUCAGGCAGGCAAACAAACGAUGUGCGGGGCUUUAUGAUAAGCUCACCUCCCGCGGCCGUAGGUGA
Aspergillus brunneoviolaceus CBS 621.78 is the source of this 1074-nucleotide messenger RNA. RefSeq lists its product as uncharacterized. NCBI's taxonomy places the organism in Eukaryota, Fungi, Ascomycota, Eurotiomycetes, Eurotiales, Aspergillaceae. The coding region runs from base 1 to 1074 and encodes 357 amino acids. The record is from RefSeq and is a predicted model, not a curated record. The transcript has 4 exons.